ACACAUUUGCCUCCGAGCUACGAUGAAUGUUCGUUUGUAAGGGAUCUCUCUUUCCUCGUAAUGCCGGUGAAAAAAGGCCUCGUGGCCCCUCAGAACAUCUUUAUUCAAACAAUUAUCAAGAAAUUCGACGGGUCGCCGGACCGAAACUUUGUCCUGGGUAACGCUCAAGUGGCCGAUCUUCCUAUUAUUUAUUGCAACGACGGGUUUUGUGAGCUGACAGGGUAUAGUCGAGCGGAAUUGGUUCAAAAACAUUGCAGUUGUGACUUCCUUUGCGGCGAGAAGACGAACGAGUACUCUGCUCGAGAGGUGAAAGCUGCUCUCAGGGGACAUGAAGAGAAACACGUGGAGAUCCUCUAUUACAGAAAAGAUGGAAGCUCAUUCCUGUGUUCUGUUCUGAUUGCACCAGUGAAGAAUGAAGAAGGAACAGCUGUUAUGUACAUAGUCAAUCACGAGGAUGUAACAUGGUCACCAAACAAAGAAGAUAUCACCUCUACAAAAUCGUGCUUCCAACUUCCGCUACAAGUGAACAGAAUUCCCGCCGCCAUUCGGCGAAAGAAGAAAGAUUACGAUACAGCAGCUACGGAUGAUGAUGACGACCAGAGCCGUGAUCCCGAAACACACUUCACCUUCACGUCAAGUGGGGCCGCAAGUGAAAUAGAAUCCCCCUCGUUCAUCCCAAUCAUGAGUGUGGAUCCGCCUACCCCGACCGGGUCCACCGUCACCAGUCCAGUGAGAGAAUAUUCAUCCCCUCCCUCCACCCCUGAGAGACAAACUUUCCGCAAGUCGCCCAGUUUGAGGUCAUGUUCGUUGAACGACAUGUCGAAAAUUUCAGCCAAUGUUAAAAGCAGCGAGUCAGAAUCGCUUAUAAAACCGCUGGCUUCGGUUUCGCCGGUUUCUAAACCAGGGAACAUGUUGUAUAUUCCCGAGAUGAAGGGUCGGCUCUCUGCGGCCGUUUCCGAGUCUUCGUUGUGGAAUUCUCGUAACAGGCCGUGGUUAGAUGGUACAAACAUGGAUUUCAGAGGUUCAACACUCAUCAGCUCUCAGGGUCUUGUUCAUCCGAGAAAAACAGAGAAAGUCGCUCAGGUUAUGUCCCUGGGUGCUGAUGUCCUCCCAGAGUACAAGCUCCAAGCUCCUAAAAUCCACCCCUGGACAAUUCUUCACUAUUCGCCUUUCAAGGCAUUCUGGGACUGGCUGAUUUUGUUUCUUGUCAUUUAUACGGCGAUUGUGACGCCAUAUGUGGCCUCGUUUAUUUUGACCCGGGACAAGCAACAGGAGGAACGUAAUAAGAACCCGGAGACCCGGGAUAAUACGAGUACCGUCGAUAUCUACUCCGACCCCCUGGUCAUCGUUGAUUACAUAGUGGAUGUCAUGUUCAUUAUCGACAUUUUUAUCAACUUCCGAACGACUUUUGUGGAUAUUAAUGAUGAGGUUGUUAGUCAUCCAUGCCGUAUUGCUGUACAUUAUUGUAAAACGUGGUUUCUUAUAGACUUAGUGGCUGCGAUUCCUUUCGAGUUGCUAAUCAUGAUUGGUGAUACAGACCAGACAACGACACUCAUCGGUCUUCUCAAGACAGCUCGCCUCCUACGACUCGUCCGCGUCGCUCGCAAGUUAGAUCAUUAUUCAGAAUACGGAAUGGCAGUGCUCUUACUCCUUAUGUGUUCGUUCGCUUUACUCGCGCACUGGCUGGCCUGUAUAUGGUAUUUUAUUGGCAACUUGGAACUUGAGGCCGGUGGAAGCACGAUAGGCUGGUUGGAUUCAUUGGGUAAACAGCUUGGAAAGCCAUACAACAAGACUGAUAUGUCAGCAACAGGACCUGAUUUGCAGUCCAAAUAUGUGACGGCGCUUUACUUUACUCUAAGUAGUUUGACGAGUGUAGGGUUUGGUAACGUGUCACCGAACACAAACUCCGAGAAAAUUUUCUCCAUUUGUGUCAUGUUGAUUGGAUCGUUAUUUUACGCCGCCAUAUUUGGAAAUGUAGCUGCCAUCAUAGCGAGGCUGUAUUCGACUACCUCCCGAUAUCACGCGCAGAUGCAGAAAGUGCGCGAGUUCAUCCGGUUUUACCAGAUUCCCAAUCCUCUUCGACAGAGAGUCGAGGACUACGCUCAUCACAUGUGGUCUUAUACUAACGGUAUUGAUAUGGAAUUGGUCCUUAAACAUUUUCCCGAGUGUCUUCAGGCUGAUAUUUGUCUUCAUCUCAAUUCAAGCCUUCUGCAUACUUACCCAGCAUUCACCUCAGCACCGAUGGGAUGUUUACGCGCCCUCGCUCUGCGCAUUAAGACCACUCACCUCCCCCCGGGGGAUUACAUUAUCUACCAGGGAGAUGAGGUGAAUCAUUUGUACUUUGUGAUACGAGGAACAGUCGAAGUACUCAGCGGUGAUAUAAUCAUGGCCAUUUUGGGCAAAGGCGACUCUUUCGGCGAAAAUUUUGCCAUUGAUCCUGACAGGCCUGUGGUGAAUUCCAACGCCAGCAUCCGGGCUCUAACUUAUUGCGAACUGCGGCUUGUUUCACGUGAGGAUGUACUGCACAUCCUUAGGCAGUACCCGUUGUUCAGAGAAAACUUCAUUAAAGAUCUGGAAAUUACUUACAACCUUCGUGGAGACGAAUCAGAGCAUUUCCUAGAUGUCCAAGAGGACAAAAAUUGCUUUGUUACCAUGGAAACACACAUUGAUCACAAACCAAUAGCCCCAAAUGGUUCAAGCGCGGGCGCCGUUCCCCAAGGAACCACUAAUGUUUACAAUUCAAUGAAUGGACCUGUGGAUUUGGGGAGAGGCGAAAUGCGACCUAGACCCAAUAACUUAGAUCUUCCAUCAAACAGUGUGAAUAGCAAAAAGGAAGGCGCUCAAUCGACGUCUGAAAAAUCCGCUCUUGGAUGCUUUUUAUUACCUCAACUGGUCGGAAAGUUGGAAAAUUCGGAUAUCAAAGCAGAAGCUGGAAACUACACCGCAUCUCAGUGUGAUCAAGCUGUACACAGAGAAGAAGCAGUGCCGAGUAAUUCUUGUGCGGCUGAGACACAGAAAGGGGACACGAAUGUGUGCAAAGACUGUUGUAAAUCGUUCAGCUCGAUGGAAAAUAAACUUGACAAUCUCUCCACUAGAUUGGAGAAACUCGAAACAAAACUUUCUUCCGACGUGAAAGCGAUAUUUGAACUUCUACGCACUCACAAUGAAAAUGUAAGACAACGACAGCGGGACUAUCACACUCAGGUGUAAAUAAUUUGAAACAUGGCUGGACCUAUAUUUAAACCCAUGUUUCUAAGUUCUCAACUGUUUAUCAACAGCUAAUGAUAAUGAAUUGAGCUACAGUAGUUGGGUUUUUCAAAAGAACCUAUUGGUUUUCAAGGUGUCUCUAAUUUCGUUCCCAGAGACCAUGCUCCCAUUGAUCCCUUGCGGGCGAGAAACGAGGACUUCGAGGUCUUCGUUUCCCGCCCUCAAGGGACCAGUGGUGUGCGACCUUUGGGAACGAGAUCGAGGUGUUUCCUUUUAAGUUGACAUGGGACCAUUGCGUUUGCACAUAAAAAUGUUAAUAUAAACUCGGUCAAUAUUCCUUCAUCUCGUUUUGUAAAUAGGAAAAAUGCG
Molecule: messenger RNA, 3576 nt
Organism: Pocillopora verrucosa
Lineage: Eukaryota; Metazoa; Cnidaria; Anthozoa; Scleractinia; Pocilloporidae
Product: potassium voltage-gated channel subfamily H member 6
Biological process (GO): membrane repolarization during action potential; potassium ion transmembrane transport
Cellular component (GO): plasma membrane
Molecular function (GO): inward rectifier potassium channel activity
Source: RefSeq, a predicted model, not a curated record